Clonostachys solani is the source of this 3936-nucleotide messenger RNA. Lineage: Eukaryota; Fungi; Ascomycota; Sordariomycetes; Hypocreales; Bionectriaceae. The record is from the annotation of a GenBank genome assembly.
AUGUCUCCCCGAGGUGUUCGUAUCGCGAUUGACCGCGGCGGAACCUUCACAGAUGCAUGGGCAGAAGUGCCCGGGAGGCAAGACCACAUCGUUUUCAAGAUUCUCUCAGUGUCACCUGGAGAAUACGAUGAUGCUCCCACAGAAUGUAUUAGACAGAUUCUCGAAAUAGCCACCGGCACCUCAAUCCCCAAAGGUUCAUUAUUGGAUCUAGAGCCCAUCGAGUCCAUUCGCAUGGGCACCACAGUCGCCACAAACGCAUUGCUAGAACGCAAAGGCGACAGGGUUGCAUUUGUCACGACCAAGGGACUGAGAGAUGGUCUUUUGAUCGGAAAUCAGACCAGACCAGACCUAUUUGAUCUUUCUGUUCGCCGAUUACAGCAGCUUUACGAGACUGUGGUGGAGGUGGAUGAGCGAGUCACCAUUGAGGGUUUCAGCGAAAACCCUGAGCCCGAGCACAUUGAUGUCUCUUCCGACCCAGAUUUAGUGACCGGACAGACAGGCGAGGUAGUCAGGAUCCUCCGAAGACCCGAUCUUGAAGUUGUGCGGGGCGAUCUCAAGAGAUUACAGGCGCAAGGGUUCAAGAACCUGGCCAUUGGGUUUAUGCACUCAUAUACUUUCCCUGAUCAUGAGCUUCAAGUGGCAAACCUCGCCGAGGAGAUGGGAUUCAAAGUGUCUGCAUCCUCAGUAUUACAGUCCAUGGCCAAGUUUGUUCCUCGAAGCCAAUCCGCCGUAGCGGAUGCGUACCUCACACCAAUGACAUUUGCCUAUCUGGAGAGCUUCCGCAAGGGGUUCAAAGGGCAUCUUGAAGAUGAAAGUGCAAACAAGCUUCUGAUCUGUCAGUCAGAUGGUGGGCUUACCAGCUGGACGAAGUUCACCGGACUUCGAGGCGUGUUGAGCGGUCCUGCCGGUGGCGUUGUUGGGCUGGCGAGGACGUGCUACGAUGAUGACGAUGGCACUCCUGUCCUAGGCUUUGAUAUGGGAGGUACCAGCACGGACGUAGCUCGGUACUCAGGCUCCUUAGAACACAUCUUUGAGAGCACCAUAGCUGAGGUGACGAUCCAAACUCCCCAGCUAGAUAUCAAUACAGUAGCCGCAGGUGGCGGUUCUAUCCUGUCUUGGGAGAACGGUCUUCUCAAAGUUGGCCCCAGCAGCGCUGGCGCAAAUCCUGGCCCAGCUUGUUACGGCAAGGGAGGUCCUCUAACAGUCACGGACGCCAAUUUCCUCCUAGGGAGAAUCGUUCCCGACUUCUUCCCUCGCAGACUAGAUCUCGCCAUUGUCAAAGACAAGUUUGCCGCUCUCACAGACAUUGUGAAUAACGAAAAGGAAGCCGGUGGUGACAGAUUCACGCCAGAGACGCUCGCUGCUGGAUUCCUUGCCAUCGCCAAUGCUACCAUGACCCGACCUAUCCGGACGCUCAGUGAAGGUCGUGGCUACGGGGCUGCCAGUCACAAUCUAGGCUGCUUCGGUGGCGCCGGCGGACAGCACGCAGUGUUCAUUGCCCGGGAUCUUGGCAUCAGGCGCGCCAUUCUCCCGCGAUACUCGAGUAUACUUUCAGCAUAUGGUAUGGCACUGGCGGAUGUUGUCGUCGAAAAUCAAGAGCCUGUAGCACUUACCUUCUCCGAAAACGUUUUGGAAGAACUAACGGCACGUCUCACAUCGCUGGAGCGACGAGGUGUGAGUGACUUGUCGGCACAAGGAUUCAACCAAGAUAGCAUCGUUGAGCACGAAUGUUUUCUCAACAUGAGGUACCAGGGCAGCGAUACGUCGCUGAUGAUCCCAAAGCCGGAAAACAUAUCUGAGUUUGGUGCAGCUUUCACGGCCAGACAUUCCCAGGAGUUCGGGUUUUCCCAGUCUCGAGACAUCUUAAUCGACGACAUUCGUGUUCGCAGUGUGGGAAAGUCUCGAGUCUUAAAUAUCUCCAGCCCAUUCAAAGAAUUGAACAAAUACGGAUCGGAUGGGCUCACACCAGUUCCAACUCCGGUGUUCUCUCGUAGCAUCUUCUUCGAGACGUACGGAUGGACUGAGACUCCCGUGUUCCAGGUUGGUACUAUCAGCGUUGGCGUUCACAUCAGUGGUCCCGCGAUGAUCAUCGACAAAACCCAGACGAUUGUCGUCGACCAUCUCAGCAAGGCCAUCAUCCUCCCUGAGCAUGUGGUUCUUGAAGUCAGCAAAGCAGAAAAGCAGAGUGUGACUACCGAAUCUGUCGAUCCCGUCCAACUCAGCGUGUUUGGCCACCGUUUUAUGACUGUUGCCGAUCAGAUGGGUCACACGAUGAUGAAGACGUCAAUUUCCGUCAACAUCAAGGAGAGAUUGGACUACUCUUGUGCAGUCUUCUCCGCGGAUGGCGGCCUAGUCGCUAAUGCACCACACAUUCCUAGCCAUCUCGGCUCUAUGAGCACUGCAAUCGCGUAUCAAGCGCAGCGGUACAAGGCCGGUGAGCUGAAGCCUGGUGAUGUUAUCAUCAGCAACCACCCACAGGCGGGCGGGACUCACCUCCCAGACAUCACAACUAUAACACCAGUGUUUGAUGAUGAAGAGGAUCCGAAGGAGAUCAUCUUCUUCGUUGCCAACCGUGGCCAUCACGCUGAUGUUGGUGGCAUCGCCCCUGGUUCCAUGCCUCCUAAUUCAACGGAGCUAUGGCAAGAAGGAGCUGCGAUCGAGUCCUUCAAGAUGAUCAAGGAGGGUGUCUUUGAUGAAUCUGGACUCCGCCAUCAUCUAUUCGAUGUUCCUGGAUCUUACCCGGGCUGCAGCGGCACACGUACAUGGUCCGAUAACGUAGCCGACCUAAAAGCCGCCGUGGCCUCAAACAAGAAAGGAAUCGAGUUGAUCAGAUCUCUUAUCAAGGAAUUCACUUGGCCAGUUGUUCAACUGUAUAUGAAAGCCAUCCAGGAUAAUGCUGCUCAGUCCGUGAGAGAGCUUUUGAAAUCGUUUGCUGCUCAGUAUAAAGAUGGCGUUCUUGAGUCUACCGAGAUGAAUGAUGAUGGCAUUAUUUUCAAGCUCAAGGUGACGAUUGACAAGGAAACGGGCGAAGCUGUUUUUGACUUUACCGGAACUGGCGCAGAGCAUUCUGGAAAUCUGAAUGCGCCGCCGACAUGUUCCUAUUCAGUGAUUAUGUAUUGUCUUCGAUCCAUGAUUUCGGCCGACAUUCCUCUCAAUCAAGGCUGCCUGGCUCCCAUCAAGGUCGUCUGCCCAGAAAACACCAUCCUCUCUCCCUCGCCUACAGCUGCCACGGUCGGUUGUACAACUGAAACAUCUCAAAAGCUUGCCGACUUGAUUUUCCGCGCCUUUAAUGCCGCAGCUGCCUCACAGGGUACUAUGAACAACCUCACAUUCGGUUGCGGAGGUACCGACCCCGUUACAGGAAAUGUCACCAAGGGCUUUGGAUACUAUGAAACCAUCGCCGGCGGUGCCGGCGCAGGACCGGGCUGGCAUGGUGCCAGCGGCGUUCACACACAUCUGACCAACACGCGGAUUACCGACCCCGAAAUCUUCGAGAAGAGGUAUCCCGUCAUUCUGCAUGAAUUUUCUAUCCGCAGAGGCAGUGGUGGAGAUGGCAUGUAUCGCGGCGGAGAUGGGUGCGUACGUGACAUUGAGUUCAGAGUACCGCUUCAGGUGUCCGUGUUGACAGAUCGACGGGUGACUGCGCCGUAUGGGUUAGAAGGCGGCCAGGACGGUCAAAGAGGAGAAAACAUCUGGGUUCGAAGGGACCCAGUGACGGGCACAACGAGGAAAACCUCUCUUGGCCCCCGGAAGACUUCUCACUUUGGAGCGGGCGACCGUAUAAUCAUUCUCACUCCGGGAGGUGGAGGUUAUGGGCACGUGCAAAAGGGCAGCCCAUCGACCGUAGCUCAUGGUGAGAUCAGACAUGACAACUCUAGAUCAUUGAGAACGAAUGGGACCCUGGCGUUAAGAAGUCAGAUUGCGGCUGGGAACUAA